Molecule: messenger RNA, 2210 nt
Organism: Engraulis encrasicolus (European anchovy)
Lineage: Eukaryota; Metazoa; Chordata; Actinopteri; Clupeiformes; Engraulidae
Product: ankyrin repeat domain-containing protein 16-like
Exons: 7
Coding region: 213-1313 (366 amino acids)
Molecular function (GO): protein binding
Source: RefSeq, a predicted model, not a curated record
UGUAAAUAAGUCAAUUUAGCCACAGAGAUUCGUAUGUAUGUUCUAUUUUAGAGACAGGAGACUCGAUUUUUAAUUUUAGAACGUGUUUGUGGCAUAAUGCACAUACCACACGUGGCUGCAGCAAAAAGCAGGGAUUGUAUUGUGACUGACACCUUUUCUUGCAGCUAAUACUUGGAUCUACUCUAUGCAAGUUAUAUUUAUUUGUACACAGAAUGGGUGAGGAGAAUAUUUCUAAGCACCUCAUAAAGCUGGUGCAAGACGGACAGUUGAACACGCUUCAAAAAGAAAUCAACAAUGACGACGACAUCAAAGAGUUGGUGGUCAGAGGACAUUUCGGUAGGUCUGGAGAUACGGUCUUGCAUUAUGCGGGUAGACACGGACAUUUGGAUAUUAUUAAGUAUUUAGUUGAAGAAAUAGGCAUGGACAUUGAGCUGUACAACGGUGAUUAUAAGAGGCCACUUCACGAAGCCGCUUCAAUGAGCCACGCAUCCUGUGUCAGCUACCUGCUAACGAGAGGAGCAAAAGUGGAUAGCUUGAAAAAGGCAGAUUGGACCCCCCUGAUGAUGGCCUGCACCAGGCGUAGUCUUGAGGUGAUGGAGCUGCUGCUGGGGGCUGGAGCGAGCGCCUCCCUGAAGAACAAGGACGGCUGGACGGCCUUCCACAUCGCCUGUCGAGAGGGAGACCCAGCGGUGAUACAGCACCUCCUUCUGGUCGAUAGUGAGAUCUGGAGGACGGAGAGCAAGACCAAGCGUACGCCUCUGCACACAGCAGCCAUGCAUGGAUAUGAAGAAGUGGUCCGGAUUCUUCUAGAGAGGUGUGAGUAUGGCCGAGAUAGCAAAGAUAGCUGUGGUGUGACUCCCUUCAUGGAUGCACUGAGAAGCGGUCACGUCAACGUCGCCAAAUUGCUGUUGGAAAAACACCAGGCCUCUCCUGUGGCGGUGGACGUGUUGGGGGUGCCCCCGCUGCACCAGGUGUGUGUGACUGGCCAGGAGGGGGCGUUGCACUACCUGGUGGGGGAGCUGGGGGUGGACGUCAACACCAAGGCCACCAGGAUGCAGCUGACCGGCCUGCACUACGCCGCCAAGGAAGGACACACCAGCACCAUUAAGACCCUUCUAGAACUAGGAGCAGAUCUGUAUGCUACAGAUACAAAGGGACGAACAGCUCUACACAUGGCCAGCAUUGGUCAGCAUGCGGCGACGGCGGCUGCUCUGCUGUCACUGGGUCUGAGGGACUCAGCCGACGCAUCCGGAGUCAGAGCAGCUCAACUGGCCAAGAAGCCCGACCUCAGAACAGUGCUGCAGAGUGAAUGAGAGUUGAAUAGAUGUUUGCGCGUCUGCAUGAGUGCACCUGCAUAUGUAGUAUGUGUGCAUGUGCAGAUACACUUGCUAGACCAGGGAACUUUUUAUGCCACAUUUUUUUCAUCACCACCAUCGGACUACAACUCUGAGCUCGAGGCGCAGGUGGUUGCUCACUGACUGCUGAUAUUGUGUGGAAGGAAUAGGAGUGUUCUCUAUCGGCCAACAGCAUAAUUACAGCGGAUUAAUUCAGUAGUGUUUUGAAAAAUCUUGUCAUUAUUUAUUUAUUUUUGUAAGUAUGUUUUAUCUAAGGGCCACACUGAGUGAGGAGGCGGGCCACAUGUGGCCCCCGGGCCUCCAGUUGCCCAUCCCUGUGCUAGACUGUACUAGCCAACCUGGAGUAGUACACUCACUGUGAAUGCAAACACACACAUGCAUGUGGUGUAUAUGCACCACACACAGAGAGAGACACACACACACACAGAGACACACAGUAGGACUCAUACAGUCAGCAGCACACUGGACAUGCCAAUCCCAUAUCAGCACACACACAAAUGUCCACCACGCACAUGGAUGUACACACACACACAAACACACACAAAUGUCCAUGCACAUGGACGUAUACACACAAAAGUGUGUGCAUGGAUGUACACACACACACACACAAAUGUCCAUGCACAUGGACGUACACACACACACACACACACACACACACACACACACACACACACAAACAAGUAUGAUUAUACGCAUGGAUGCACAGACGAGCAGAACUGCGUAUGUGUACACAAAGACACAAAAACACAUAGACUUUAAUGAUCAAUGAAGUGUACACAGACAUUUCCACAUGAAUGGGUCUUUAUCAGGUGUGACUGUAUCUUGUGUAGGAGGAGUCUACUUGUCACACACACA